CUUGCUUCAUUGUAAGUAAAUGGGAAGAAAAUGUGUGCACAUUGUAAAGAGAUGCAUUAUUCUUUGGUGAGCAACACGCCACUUACUACAACGUUAUGUAUUUUCCAGAGUUAUUGUUAGCUAUGAGGAAGACAUUCAACGCUGACACAGAGGAGGGCUGAGUGUCAGUUGAAGGAAAGGGAGAUCUAGACAGACUACAUGAUGGAGCUGGGAGCCAGGUUGGCUCUGGUGAGACAGAUCCAGAGGGAGCAGGAGAAGGAGAUGAAGAGGAUUUGGUUUGAGACGAGGAAAAUGCCAAGCCUGAUUGAGGAGAAUGUGAGAGAUGUGACCAACCGUCCACUCACUGAGUUCAUGGCUCCCUAUAUUGACUCCCUCCCACCGCUGGCUUUCACCAAUCGGAGGCCUAUACCAACCAUGUUACAUCCCCCCUCUCCAUUGGCCAUACGCGCUCAGGAUGCACAGCGGUUUAUUGUAUUUUCAUACUUUGUCCCUGCUGAGUGCCCAGUUGCCACAGAGGCCACAGCAGAUGUAUCUACUGGUAAAAGAGAGGACUUAUUGACAGAUACACAUCUUUCCUCAAUGCUGCAUCGAUACCUGCCACACUUCUUGAAUGAUGACUCCAUUCCACCACAGCAGACAGUAGAGGGAACCACUGAGCUCUCAGUUGCUCCAGUAGCAAUAUCUAAUAUAAAGGAAGAGGACAGAUUCUAUACUUUCUCCCUCCCACCACUGGCUCAGCGGUUCUUUGGCAAUUCAUUCAGAAGUCUUCCUUCAGUGCUGCCUCCAUGCCUGCCACCAAUCUUUGACGAUGACUUCAUGCCUCCAGAGCAGACAGUAGAGGAUGCCUAUGAGGUCUCAGGUGCUACAGAGAACACUUCAGGCACAGCUACUGUUGAUGGAGUGGACAGAUCAACAGCUAAAUGCCCUGUCCCAAUGCUGCCUCCAAGUCUGCCACCUGUCUUUGGCAUUGACUACAAACUGCCAGAGGAGGCAGUAGAGGGAACCAACAAGUGUCCAGUCGCCAGUGAAUCUGCCGCUUCCGUGUCCGCUGUCCUCCAAGAGGAGUUUUCAGCUGAUAAGAGUCUUCCUGCACCCGCAGCACUGCCUCUAAGGCUGCCCUGCACCCACAGCAUUGACCACAAACAGCUAUGGGAGAAAGUUGAGGACAACACAGAGACCACAAGGAGCCAGAGCAGAAAGUGA
Molecule: messenger RNA, 1203 nt
Organism: Oncorhynchus nerka (sockeye salmon)
Lineage: Eukaryota; Metazoa; Chordata; Actinopteri; Salmoniformes; Salmonidae
Exons: 3
Coding region: 199-1203 (334 amino acids)
Source: RefSeq, a predicted model, not a curated record